AUGGUUUGUUUUAGGGCUUUAGCUAAAAAAAUAGGAAAACCCUCCAAUGCUGUCCAGUGUCAGACCAUACAACAAACAUUGCAAGAUGGCCGCUCUCAUCACAGAGAACUUCAAUUUUGUCUCGCUCUUCUUCUAGAACAAGGAUGUCAUGAUCUUCAAUGGCCUGAUAGCCCUGGGCACAGUGGCCAGUCAGACCAUGUACAACAUCUUUGUCAUCGACUUCCCGUGCUCUGCUCGGCGGAACUACCUCUACGGCCUGGCAGCCAUCGGGGUGCCCGCCCUGGUGUUCUACCUCGUUGGCGACAUGCUAAAUAAGAGUACCUGGGACCUGGUGUCUGAGUGCCGCCUCAGGAGUUGCCGGAAACUAUCGGGGGCAGCUGCCUUCGCCGUCCUAGCCACUAUCAUUGGCCGAGCGGCCGUGGCUCCUGUGACUUGGACGGUCAUCUGACUAUUACGACUCUGGACAGGGGUUAGAGAUCAUGGGCAUGGCCAGGUUUCCCUGUACGGCUACUGUCCCACAGGAGCUGCAGGGUUUCUGGGCGGAGAUUGAACGCCGGCUGAAGUCUCAGAUAUUUCAUUUUAUCACAUUCCACAAUUCCAUGUUCAUUUCCUGUGUGUUCGGUAGAGAUAUGUUUGUGGCAUUAUAGCUGGUGGAAAGAGGAAGUACAAAUAAACAUUAUUUAUCACUGUGUCAUUACAUUCAAAGGUUUAUCAGUGCCGUUGAUAAGGUUCCUUGGCUAUUUGGCUUCUGUUCCUGUGGUGAUUUGUCAUUGUGUUGUUCCUUUCAGCUGCUAGGUUGGCUGAUGGUGGCGGGAUGUCAGUGGUUCUGUUCCUCCUGCUGUGCAUGAAGCGCUGCUGCUCUCCCCUGGGCUACCAAUAGGAGGCGUACUGGUCCCAGUUCAGCUCCAACAAGCAUGACCUUUUCCGCGCACGGCCGAUGUGCACGCCCGCACCCUAACCGCCGACAGCGUGAAGAGCUACUUUGGUUUCGUGGCGAAAGAGGAGAAAGAGAAACUGGAGGAGCACAAGAGCGCCAGCUCCAUCUUUAAUACAGUGUGGAACCGGAUCACUGGGGUCUACCUGUACAAAGAGAACAAGGGACUGCCCCUCUACAACCGCUUCAACAAGUGGGACCAGUACAGUGUGGAGAACAACACUGAGGCCAUAGAGAAAGAGAUCCUGGGAACCAACAGGGAGUGCAGGCUUUUGUACCAGCCCAGCACUGACAUAUUCAACUGA
Coregonus sp. 'balchen' is the source of this 1239-nucleotide messenger RNA. Lineage: Eukaryota; Metazoa; Chordata; Actinopteri; Salmoniformes; Salmonidae. The record is from the annotation of a GenBank genome assembly.